CCGAUGACGAGAGUUCAGGAUGCUUCACCUUGGGUGUUUGGGCUGGUGUUGUGUUCCACUUUGGUGCCAAAUUCUGCCGGACGUCAGAAUUUUGACCUUGAGCCUCAAAUGCAAGAGGUCAACCCGGGUGAAACCACGACCAUGAUUUGUCGGAUAGCGGAGAAAAACACGGGUUCCGAGUGCAUUUGGCAGAAAGAUGGAAAACCGGUUCGAUUACAAGAAGGCAAAUAUGAAUGGAAUGGACGAGUCAACGACGGGGAUUGCACCCUCAGGAUCAUUAAGGCUGAUAUCAAAUUUGAUGAUGGGGAUUGGCGAUGUCAAGUGACGGCAUCGUCAUACACGGCCAAUGACGCGUUAUCAUCCACUGUGGGUCGAUUGAUUGUGCGAAUCCCACCCUCUGAGCCACGCCUCUUCUACAAUGAAGCCGCUCUGGGCUUGGAUAACGAUCUUGAAAUCAAAUCAGACACCACAGGGAGUGUGCGCUGUGAAAGCCGUGGUGGAAAUCCAGCUCCAAUCUUAAAAUGGUACUUGGACGAAGAAGAGCUAAACGGCGCAUCCCAACGCAACGAAUCAGACUUGGCCAAUCUCCGACGAUGGAAUGCCGUGUCUAUUGUGGAAAUCACUUUGAAACAGGAACACAACGGAAAGUAUCUCAAAUGCGUCGCUCUCCAUGACGCUUAUUCACGGCGAUCACGAGACACCUCUGUCCGAUUGAACGUACUUUAUCCACCCCGAGUCCGGUUGGAGAAGAGCCGAGAUCUCUUUGAAUUGGAAGCUGACCAAGAUCGUGUUCAGAUUAGAUGCGUGGCAGAUGCCAAUCCCAAACCAGAUGUGGUUUGGCGCAAAGCCGGAGGAGAGUCCAUCUUUCGAGUUGGAGCAGAUCUCGUGUUUGACCCCAUUCGUCAAGGAGAUGGAGGCACUUAUUUCUGUUUAGCUCAAAAUGAUUUGGGAUCCAGUGAUGAGUUAUCAAUUACUUUUGAUGUCCUCUUCGAACCACGCAAUUUGCGGACUGUACCGCAACGAAUUGUGGAUUUGGAAGUGGACAGUUCCACGAAGUUUGAAUGCAUGGCCGAUGGAAAUCCCAAGCCCCAAUUUGAGUGGCUCCAAAAAGUUAGCUCCAAUGGGAACGAGCAGGUCUAUGCCCGAGCCAAAAGUGCCAUCAUUGACUUCAGAAAUGUGAGCUACGAACAACAGGGCGAAUGGGCAUGUGCAGCCACCAACUUAAUCAAGGAUAAGGAGAGAAGAGUGCAAAGCAACUCAAUUCAAGUGAGUGUAACUGGACCACCUCAAGUGCUGCAAAUCCAAUCUGCCUCCGAGCAAUCCUUCCGAAAAGAAUCGGAUGCCGAGAUCAUGGUUCCAUUUUGUUCUGAUCCUAAGCCUCGCAAUCUGCACUGGAUAUGGUCAACUCUCAGAGUUGAUGAAGGAGAGUCCCAAGGGCGUUUUUCGGCUAGUACGAUCAAAAAUGGAGACAAAGAAGAUUGUUAUGUUGCGUCCUUGAUCAUUUCCAAGAGCCUUCCAGGCGAUUCAAGAAAAUUUGUUAUGGUGGUCGAAAACUCUCGUGGAACGCUGGAAUUUCCAAUUCAAGUUCAGAUACGUGAACCGUUGGCCUUGAUCGCCGUCAUUGGAAUCGCUGUCGUGACCGUAUUGAUGGGCAUCGUGGUCAUUAUAACCAUUGUGUGUUGCAUCAAGCGAUGUCCGUUUGGCCAUUGCUGCGCCAAAAGGAAGAGCUCCGCCAAUUUCGCCAUUCCUCAUCGACCUCGGGUGGAACAACACUAUUACCCACCAGAGGCGGCCGGGUCCCAUUACAGCAUUGCUCAAAGGCCCUCAUCGAACACGGCUAGUUAUGACACGCCAGAUAACUAUGACCAAUAUCCCCGAUCAAUCCCACGGGUCCAACCCGAUCUUGUACCAACCACACGGAGAGAUCCAGAUUACCCUUUACCACCACAGUCUCAGUUUCCACUACGGGGUCAAUCGACCUACGCCUCAGCCAGAAAAACUCCUCAGAACACAGAUACUCACGUUAUUAUGUAUGCGGACCUCCAGUUCCCUCGGACCAGCAACUCAGGGUCUACUAGAACACGCCCUUCGCCAAACGAAGUCAUGAACAACUCAACCACUAAUCUAAACCAUAUCGACGAUGAAGAUUUGGCUCAGAUGAGUCACUACCAUUACAAUCGUGUUCGGUCGUCAGCUUUGACAGAAACUGGAAGCUUCUACCCUCAAUCUAAGGCCGACAUUUGAAUAUAUGGAUAUUUGA
Messenger RNA from Tigriopus californicus, 2260 nucleotides. RefSeq names its product irregular chiasm C-roughest protein-like. NCBI's taxonomy places the organism in Eukaryota, Metazoa, Arthropoda, Copepoda, Harpacticoida, Harpacticidae. Gene Ontology annotation, cellular component: cell-cell junction. Bases 4 to 2244 code for a protein of 746 amino acids. Gene Ontology annotation, biological process: cell-cell adhesion. The transcript has 9 exons. Gene Ontology annotation, molecular function: cell adhesion molecule binding. The record is from RefSeq and is a predicted model, not a curated record.